Thecamonas trahens ATCC 50062 is the source of this 504-nucleotide messenger RNA. Its product is annotated as inner membrane protease subunit 2. Gene Ontology annotation, molecular function: serine-type endopeptidase activity. Gene Ontology annotation, cellular component: membrane; mitochondrial inner membrane peptidase complex. The record is from RefSeq and is a predicted model, not a curated record. Gene Ontology annotation, biological process: mitochondrial respiratory chain complex assembly. Lineage: Eukaryota; Apusomonadida; Apusomonadidae. The transcript has 2 exons. The coding region runs from base 1 to 504 and encodes 167 amino acids.
AUGCGGACCAUGCUGACAGACAUCGUCAAAACAGUUGCUGUUGUUGUCCCUGCCCUUGUCCUCGUCCACAGCAACGGCGCCAAGGCUGCGACGGUGGUCGGCGCGUCAAUGAGCCCUACGCUCAACCCCCAAGCCGGCACCGUCCAGAAGCCGCCGCUGCCUGGCGUGGCGCAGCUGGAGCCGGCCACCAGCAGCUCAGCGCCGGUGCCUAGCAACGAUGUUGUGCUCCUCAAUGUCUUUGCUGCCAAGCACGGCUCACUCGGGCGCGGCGAUGUCGUCACUCUCAUCUCGCCCGACAACCCACACGUCGAGCUCGUCAAGCGGGUGGUGGCACUUCCUGGCGACGUCGUCGCUACCCGAUCGUACAAGCGUCGAUACGUCCGUGUUCCCAAGGGCCACUGCUGGCUCGAGGGCGACAAUCCGCUCGCCUCGCAGGACUCGAACAUGUUUGGCCCUGUUCCGCUCGGUCUUGUCACUGGACGCGUCGAGCUCAUUUGGCGCUGA